GGGUAAAGGUUCUACAAGCGCUUCUGCAAUUGGUCGGGGAAGAGAUUCGAAGUAACAAAACACAUUAUCAUUGGCUGUCUAAACUCCCACGAGGGGUCGCAUGCAAAAGAUUUGCGAAAGGGUUUAUUGUUUCUUUGCUUUCGGGAGCCGAAAUUGUUUGCUAUCUUCUCAGUUCUGCAAUCAAAUAACGACACGGAAAAAUGGCUGGUGGCAAGGCAGGAAAGGACAGUGGCAAAGCCAAGGCUAAGGCAGUGUCUCGAUCCCAGAGGGCUGGACUACAGUUCCCAGUGGGUCGUAUCCACAGGCACUUAAAGACUCGCACUACCAGCCACGGUCGUGUAGGAGCCACAGCAGCUGUGUACAGUGCAGCUAUCCUUGAGUACCUCACCGCUGAAGUACUAGAGUUGGCAGGCAAUGCCUCCAAGGACUUGAAGGUGAAGCGUAUCACACCCCGUCACUUGCAGUUGGCCAUCCGUGGUGAUGAGGAGUUGGACUCUCUCAUCAAGGCAACAAUUGCUGGAGGAGGUGUCAUUCCCCACAUCCACAAAUCCCUCAUUGGGAAGAAGGGCCAGCAGAAGACGGCAUAAAUGCCAUGUUGACCAGAAAAUUCGGGGCUCGGGCUUUGAUGGGACCAGGAGUUCACAUUUUUUCUUUUUUGUUAUUAAUAUUUUAGCCAACAAAGAGUGAUUGUUAGGAUUUGUGUUGUAAUAUUUCCCCAUAACUAGAUAAAAAAAAUACAGAAAACCCCUUAAUGGCAAAAACCCCUUUGUAUGUUAUUGUAGAACGUUUGACUGGGGAGUUCAUUGUUAUUUCAAAUGUUGACCGUGAAUUUGUUUGAUUGGCCUGGAACUCUGUAAUGUUUUAUACUGAAAAAAGAAAUUGUUAAAAACGUUUUUUAUAUAAGAAUCUUGUUUUGUGGUUAUUUUAUUUGGAAGUUACAACAUUUAAUGUUUUCCGAGGGCAUGUUGGAUUAAAGCUCAAUUUGAGAUGG
Messenger RNA from Trematomus bernacchii (emerald rockcod), 991 nucleotides. RefSeq names its product histone H2A.V. The transcript has 5 exons. Bases 201 to 587 code for a protein of 128 amino acids. Gene Ontology annotation, molecular function: DNA binding; structural constituent of chromatin; protein heterodimerization activity. The record is from RefSeq and is a predicted model, not a curated record. Lineage: Eukaryota; Metazoa; Chordata; Actinopteri; Perciformes; Nototheniidae. Gene Ontology annotation, cellular component: nucleosome.